Molecule: messenger RNA, 2869 nt
Organism: Fundulus heteroclitus (mummichog)
Lineage: Eukaryota; Metazoa; Chordata; Actinopteri; Cyprinodontiformes; Fundulidae
Gene: syvn1
Product: synovial apoptosis inhibitor 1, synoviolin
Exons: 16
Coding region: 241-2166 (641 amino acids)
Cellular component (GO): cytoplasm
Source: RefSeq, a predicted model, not a curated record
CCGUGGAAACCGGAUGUGAGGUGGCUCGCUCGGAGCAAGCCAAAGAUAAACACGUAGACAGACAAAUACGGGCGAGGGGAAUUAAUAGCUAAUAACCGUGAGGGCGCGGGGGGCACGUUUGAAAUGGAGUAGCUGCGGACGCCGUAGAGGGUUUGUCCGACGAGGAGGCGCCGUUGAAUCCGCCCGAGGAGCGAGUCUUCCCGCGGUUGUCGAGUCGCAGCGUCUGCAGCCCGCUCCACCAUGGUGCGAUCGGCCUUGGUGACGGCCACCAGCCUGGCGCUGACCGGGGCCGUGGUGGCUCACGCCUACCUGCUCAAACAUCAGUUCUACCCGACCGUGGUGUACCUCACCAAAAGCAGCCCCAGCAUGGCGGUUUUGUACAUCCAAGCGUUUGUGCUGGUGUUCCUGCUGGGGAAGUUCAUGCGAAAGGUGUUCUUCGGCCAGCUGAGGGCCGCUGAGAUGGAGCACCUGAUCGAGCGCUCCUGGUACGCGGUGACAGAGACGUGCCUGGCGUUCACCGUGUUCAGGGACGACUUCUCCCCUCGCUUCGUCGCCCUCUUCACCCUCCUGCUCUUCCUGAAGUGCUUCCACUGGCUGGCGGAGGACCGGGUGGACUUUAUGGAGAGGAGUCCAAACAUAUCUUGGGUGUUUCACUUGAGAGUGUUAUCUCUUCUAGGACUUCUGGCUGUGAUGGACUUCUUGUUUGUUAACCAUGCCUGUCACAGCAUCAUCACCCGAGGAGCCUCGGUCCAGCUCGUUUUCGGGUUUGAGUACGCCAUCUUGAUGACCAUGGUCCUGACCACCUUCAUCAAGUACGUUCUGCACACCGUCGACCUUCAGAGCGAGAACCCGUGGGACAACAAGGCCGUCUACAUGCUGUACACGGAGCUCUUCACAGGUUUCAUCAAAGUUCUCCUGUACAUCGCCUUCAUGACCAUCAUGAUAAAGGUCCACACCUUCCCUCUGUUCGCCAUCCGACCCAUGUACCUGGCCAUGAGGCAGUUUAAAAAAGCUGUAACAGACGCUAUAAUGUCAAGGAGAGCAAUCCGCAACAUGAACACUCUAUAUCCGGACGCUACCCCUGAGGAUCUGCAGGCCUCCGACAAUGUUUGCAUCAUCUGUAGAGAGGAAAUGGUCACCGGAGCCAAGAAGUUACCCUGUAAUCACAUUUUCCACUCCAGCUGCCUGCGCUCCUGGUUCCAGCGGCAGCAGACCUGCCCAACCUGCCGCAUGGACGUCCUCAGAGCGUCCAACAACAACCAGACUCAGGCCCCGGCUCCAGCUCCGGCUCCUGCCCCGGCAGCCCCGGCCAACGCUCCAGCUGCCCCCGCCCCAAACGUGGCUCCAGGCAUGCUGCCGGCCUUCCCUCCAGGAGUUUUCCCUUUCUGGGGUCCUUUCCCUGCGGUCCCUCCACCUGCAGCCGCCGCUCCGCCUCCAGCUCCUGGUGCCACCGACGCGCCACAAAGCGGCACGGAGACGGCACAGACGGCCGGCACCAGCCAGCCCACGUCAGCGGAUGCAGACGCCGCCGCAUCGUCUUCGGCGGCUGCUCCGGGAUCAGCGCUCCCAGGAUUCCCCUUCUCCUUCCCGCCUCCUCCCUUCCCCGCCGCGCCAUGGCUGCCGAUGCCACCGCCUCCGCCCUUUGUGUCGUCGAUGCCGCCUCCUCCCCCGUCGCUGUCGCGGCUGACGGAAGAGGAGCUGAGGGAGUUGGAGUCUGAAGGGCGGCGAGGCCUGGAGGCCAGACUGCAGUGUCUGCAGAACAUCCACACCCUGCUGGACGCCGCCAUGCUCAACAUCCACCACUACCUCAGCACCGUCGCUACGCUCAACCCUCCUCGGCCUGAGGGUGGCGCUGCAGCAGCCGGCGGAGCCAACCAGGAGGCGCCGUCCCCCGCGGCUGCCGCUGGCACGGAGAGUCCGGCCACAGAGAAGGACUCCUUCACCUCUGACCAAGCUAGUGGAGCCACAGUGUCGUCUCAGCCCGCCGACUCCACCUCCUCCGCUUCAGACACGGAAAGACGGGAGACCUGGGACGACGGGCUGCUGGAGGACGGGGCCGGAGAGCUGAGCACCGGCGAGCCGAGCGCCGCCGAGCUGAGGCGCCGUCGCCUCCGCAAGCUGGAGACGUCGCCUUCGUCGUCGCCCCCUCCUCCUCCAGAUAACUAGUUGGCGACUGGGGGACGCAUCAGGAACUCUGAGAUAACUUAUGGCUGCUUCGUCGCCUCUUCCUCGUGGCUCUCGCCUUCCACAGGCUCAGGUUUCUCACAGCGCGGAGUUGCACUCAGGCUGUCGGAAGACGCACCAGCUCCUCCUCUCCUCCUUCGUUUUCUCUUUCUGAUUUGAUGGGCUCCAGGGCGGACACCCGCGGUCCUGGCGCCGCGGCCGUCUGUAGGCUUCUUAAAGGCAGGAACAGGACUCCUUUAAGGCUGCGGCGCUCAGUCUGAGAGUCGGCGUUUAGCUCUAGUUUAGCUCUUGUUUAACUGCGUCUUUGGUUUAAUCCAGUUGUCUUCAGGAUGAAGGCGUUCCACAGCAGACAAAUCCAGUAUAUUCAGUUCAGCCACUUCUGCUUUUUCUACCUUGUUUCCCUGGGUUCUGACCCUGUUUCCACUGCUGACGCUGUAACAUACUGAUUUAAUGGAAGCUGUAUAUACUGUAUAAAAGUUUUAAUAGGAUGAUCUGUACACGAUGUGGAAGGAAGCAGCAGCGGAGCGGAGCGGCCGGUGCGGCGCUCCCAGAGGGCCGUGUUGGUGACGCUGCUGAUCAUGGAGCCUUUUUCUACAGGGUUUCUGCUGCAGCGACGUGGCGUUUCUUUAAGUUGGUUUGGCUGUUUAAAUUAAAACUGAUCUAUUAAAAAAAGUAUUUACAGUUA